Messenger RNA from Thrips palmi, 1296 nucleotides. RefSeq lists its product as uncharacterized. NCBI's taxonomy places the organism in Eukaryota, Metazoa, Arthropoda, Insecta, Thysanoptera, Thripidae. Bases 147 to 1100 code for a protein of 317 amino acids. The transcript has 4 exons. The record is from RefSeq and is a predicted model, not a curated record.
CAGAGCGCACUGCUCCACCGACAUCGACAGUCUUGGUGAUCAUCUGCAAAGGAAGGAGUUCGCUCCGCAACGAGUUCGUUGUUGUUGCAGGGCGGCGCACUUCCCGAAUUGAACUGCAACUUGAAGAGAGCGUCCAGGCCACUGCCAUGUCGUCCAGGCAGCUUGCGGAGAGACGCGUCGAAUCGACGAAGACUGAACUGGAGGCAGCGCGCAUCAAGCAGCAGGAAGCCCAGGUGGUUUUGCAGGCGGCCAAGAAGUGCAUCAAGCUCGCCGAGAUGAACGCGGAGCACGCCAAGAAGUGCCUCGAGCUGGAGGAGCUGCGAGACGCCCACGCUUCCUGCGAGGACUCAGCCGACGCCGGUCCAUCGGCCAAGAAGCCGUGCAGGUCCGCUUCGGAAGCACCUGCAGCCCCGGCUGAGCAGCAGGGCCUCGGCAAGGUGGAGCAGGCCCAGCAAGACCUAGAGGCCGCGCAGAGCCGACUGCAGCACUUGGUGGAGCAGGUCGCGGUGCAGCGGAGGCUGCAUCAGGAGACGGCGCGCCAGCUGGCAGACCUGAGGAGUGCCCACCGCGACUGCAAGGUGGCUGCGGGCAGCGAGUUGACGGAGCUGAAGUUGCUGCACUGCACGUCCCAGACGAUCGUCCAGAAGGCCAAGCGGAAGGCGUUCUUGUACACCCUCACCACGGCGCCCUCCAUCAAGUCGCUCUCACUGGACCUGACGGGAAACCGACCCAAGCCGCUGCCCAAGUCGGUGCUGGAGACGCUGCCCAGGGCGCCGGCCAGGAUCAAGCAGCUCUCGUUGACCUUCGGCCGGGACAGCGAGGAGGCCGUGCUGGCGCUGCUGCAGCGCUGCAAGGACCACCUGGAGGAGCUGUACCUGAACAGUAGCUUCUGGACGGACGAUCAAGUUAGGCGCCUCUGGGGCAUCGUCGAGGACUCGAACAUCUCAGUCUUGAGUCUGGGAGCGGCUGCCUACCUACGGGAUGUGGCCUUCCCCUUCCAGUCGGAAAAGUGGCGCCACCUGCACACUCUGAAACUCAAAGGCUCUGACGUGUUUUUUAUGGGAAAAACAAAGGCAAGAAGUCCGUGCUGGUGCCGCUGAUCCGGUUCCUAGCUAGUGCAGCCAGUCUGCGCACUUUCGAACUUCCCACCGCAAUAACCCGGGAGGACCGGGAGGCCACCUUCGCCGCAGUGUCUCAGUACAGUGAGCUGGAGGAGCUAAACGUGCCCUGCUACAGAGAGCUAGCCCAGCUGCGAGGCUGCACCAAGCUCAAGAAACUCACGUUGAACCGCAUCUA